AUGGAACAAGUCAAUAUUGAUUAUUAUUUUGAGAAUAAAAAAUGGGAUGAUAAGUUUAUAAAAUUCUUAACAUUUCCAACUGGUAAUAAAAUCAAGAAUAUUGGUAAAAAUGAUAACCCCAAACAAGACAAUUUGAUAUUCGUUUUAAAUCAAAUCAAAGAUACCAGAAUUUUGGAAUUGUAUAAUGUUACCAUGGAAUUGAAGAACAUUCAUCUACCAGAAUAUAAUAGCAAAAAACAUAAAAUUAACUUUACUCUGGAUACCAAGAAUGCAAUUAAAGCCAAACAAAAAAAGAAAAUCACUGAAUUGUUAUCUUUAAAAGAGAAACUUAUUGAAUCCUUAGAGAACCAGAUCCGUGUCCUAAUUAGACUCAUGGAAAGAGACGAUACAAUGACAUGGUUAGUGUAUCCUUUGUAUAAUGUAUCGAAACUAUUAUACAGUUUUAUUGAGUCAGAGAAUUAUCCUGUCUUUGAGGUCGUAUCAGAUUCAAAACAAAAUAAUCUAAUGGAACGGUGUAUUAGAAAUAUACACAAAUGCCUGACCAUGUGUCUCAACGAUAGAAACCCAAAUGACAUUGAAAAUAAACGUUGUGGAAUAUUAUAUUUUAUUAAUUUGGAAUUCAAAAUCUAUAAACAAUUACAUAACAAAGAUAUGAUUAAAAAUCUAAUCAAAGUAUAUGAAAGUAGAGGGCGUUUGAACAACGGUAACAGUAACAACACUCCUGGUAUGCUUGUUCAAGAUAAUGUAAAAUAUCCAAUUGGAAAAUCUCAAAUAGUCCAAUUCCAUUACUACAUGGGGUUAUAUUAUGGAUAUUAUUCGAACGAUCAUAUGAAGAGCAUCAAACACCUUGAUAUAGCAUUAUCUGAAUGUUCAAUAAGGUACAAAUCUCAGAUCAAGUCGAUAUUAAAAUUACUAAUACCUCUAAAACUGUUAGUGCAGGGGUUAUUAAUAAGACAAGACUAUAUCAAAAGAUUUGAUAUAUCUGGUGUGCCAACAUACUAUCAUAACUUAAUCAAAUUAAUCACAACAGGCCAAGCCAAGCAAUAUCUAAGCAGUGUCAACGAUCUAGAAGUACAAACAGUAUUACUUAAAGAUGAAACUUAUAUCAUAUGGCAACUGCUAUUACAUCGAGUACAAAUUAAUCAUAUUAGGUAUCAGUGGAAUAGACUAGGUCAAAAGAGUAUACUGCCCUUAUCUGAGAUAACAGAAGUUGGUGAAUGCCAAAUCUCCAACCUAAUCUUCCUAGGCCAUAUUAGAGGCUACAUAUCACACUCACAUCAAUGCCUAGUAUUAUCGAAAACGUCCCCAUUUCCAUCAAAACAGUCGUCUCUUUGA
This is a messenger RNA of Arxiozyma heterogenica, 1335 nucleotides long. RefSeq lists its product as uncharacterized. The record is from RefSeq and is a predicted model, not a curated record. Gene Ontology annotation, molecular function: RNA binding; double-stranded DNA binding. The coding region runs from base 1 to 1335 and encodes 444 amino acids. NCBI's taxonomy places the organism in Eukaryota, Fungi, Ascomycota, Saccharomycetes, Saccharomycetales, Saccharomycetaceae. The transcript has a single exon. Gene Ontology annotation, biological process: poly(A)+ mRNA export from nucleus.